This is a messenger RNA of Petromyzon marinus (sea lamprey), 2549 nucleotides long. Lineage: Eukaryota; Metazoa; Chordata; Hyperoartia; Petromyzontiformes; Petromyzontidae. The record is from RefSeq and is a predicted model, not a curated record.
CCUCGUGCCCCCCCUGAUCCCCGUGACGUCACUCCGCUCGGGCUCCCGUAGACGCCGCGAGUUGGACGCCGUGAGUCGAUCCCCUCGCUCCACGCGGGGAGAAGGAGAACCCCCCCCCAUAGACCCCCCCCUUAGACCCCCCACAUAGACCCCCGACACGAACCCCCAAACCCCCCCCCCCCUUCCCCUACAACCGCAGCCAACCCCGGGCUAGGGAGAGGCCUCGGCGAACCCCGGGGGGCGCCUACGAGGAAGCCGCGGCCCGGGGCUCAAACCCCGUCCCGAUCGGGGUUUAUUGAUCCCUCAUCAUUACAUUUCGCUUCGGAUCCAGUUGCCAGGUGAUUUCAUCGCGGGGCGCGUAGUGGGGGGGGGGGGGGUGAGUAAAUUUGACCCCCCAAUUUGUUGGGGUGGGUUGGUGGGGGUCCUCCUGUGUUCAUUUCGGCCUAGAGAGUGGCGGGGGGGUGGUGAGCUCUUCCAGGAUGUGAUCGGCCGACCCCGUCCGAGGGGUCCCCGGCUGAGUUGGGGGUGGUCGCGGUUGGGAGUCCGGUUCCCGAUCGGGCCGACCUAAACAAUCAGGCCUCCCCCUCUUGCCCCCUGUCCAAGGUCCCCCCCCCCCGACCCCCUACCAAUGGGCCCCCGUCGUUGCGGGGGGCCCGUGACGCCCCCCGUGGUCGUGUUCGCGCUGUGCUGCGCGGCCGCGGGCGCCGCGUGCCUCUGCGUGGGGGAGUUCGUGCGGAGGGUGGCGGUGCGCGACCCCGACGUGGCGCAGGACUGGAACUCCCUCCUGCUGCACCUGGGCGAGCUGGAUCUGUGCGUACAGGAGCAGCGGUCGGAUAACGACACGCGGGAGGUCACGCUGCCUCCGUCGCCGCCCGCCCCGGCGAGGCCGGCCCGCGCCCUGCCCACGGCGCCGGGGCCCGGGGCCGAAGGGCCGUCGUCGGCUCCUCCACUUUCCCGGCCCGUGUCGGUGCGUGUCCUCGUGACCCUGACGCCGUCGGCGGGGUCCGCGUGGGGCCGGUCGGGCGCCGUCUCUCAUCUGGGCAUCUCGCUGCCGUCACAAGCUCUCCGCCUAGCCGGUCCGAGUCGGCCCGUCAACGUCACCUUGUCCCUGGCGACCACGUGGGACUCGGACGACUGUCAUCUCCAUGGCAACUGUCAGGCGGCGAGCUACAAUGCGUGUGCGAUUGUGUGGGCGGAUUCAGGCGUCCUGCCCAACACCCCGAGGCCCGAGAGCUGCGACCCGGUCGACGCGGAACUCCGGCGCCUGGAGGCGACGGUAGCCGAGGGGACGGCGGAUCCCGGCUGGUCCCGGAGGCCGGGAGAGAUCGGGAAGCCGAGCGGCGCCGGGUGCCGGGGUUCGCCCGUCCUGAGGGUGUUCCACACGGAAGAGCCGGGACUCUCCGUGCUUCUCUCCCAGGAGCGACGCUCCGUGAUCGGAUUGCGGCUGAGUUACUCUGCGGCCGCGAUGGCCGGCUCCCUGCUGCUGGUGCUGGCGUGCGGCGCCCUGGGAGGCCGCACCCGUGGGCCGGCCCGGCCGGCCCUCACCGAGCUCAGCCCCCACAAGAUGUCGCUCUCCGGCCAGUAAAGUAAAUCCGGGCGUCCACAGAAGGUGAAGUCACCAGGCUGUAACACCUCAGGAGGUGACGGGAGCUCACCGUCGUGUGAGCUAUCAGCGUCUUUCUCCGCACGGUGACCCAUGGCUACAACCUCAUUUUCAGAAAAAAAAUACGCUGUAAAUUUUUCUUAUAUAAGUCUGUUCUCCUAUAACGCGUGUUUUUAUAACGCAAAUUGGAUAUAACGUGAUGAAUGUAUUCGGGAACACAUUUUUUUCAUCAUGCUGAUGCAUAUCGGACGUAACGGAAUUGAACAUAAAACUACCGUCGUGCAAGUAGGAAUAAGCGGUUGGUUAGCGCUCCUCGGCAUAGCAUCACACAAGGCAAGAUGCUGCUGGAUGUUUCGAGAUGCUACCCACCCGCCUCAGUCUUUGUUCAGCCUGCAUACGCAUCGCACUGAUGCGUUGACACGAGCAGUUAGAUAUCACGUAUCGAUUAAACAGCCUCCUCAUCCACCCAAAAGUAAUUUGAUACGUUAUCACGAUUCAGUUUAAGGGUUCGAUUCGUGAAUAGAAUAUUUUUUGUGAUCCGUAUUUUAUUUUUUCUCGGGUUCGGCCAUGUAGUUGAUGCCGAAAUUCUUGUCGGUGGACCUCCACCACCCCGACAAGGCUUGUCACGUUUACCAAGAAGUAAUUUUAGACGUGGCCAACGUACCGAUCAUAUUCUGACCAACCACAGCUUCAGAAUUUUCACGACUAAAUUUGCAAUCAACAAAACAGUCCCGAAUGAAACGUCGUGUGUUGGCCACGAAAUGUUUUAAGGCAUCGGUGAGAAGCUUUACUGGUCAGAAUUUGAUCGAUAUAUUGGGCAGGUGUAAAAAAACAUAGCUGUCAACCCAUACGGUUUACCAAUAUUCUUAUACAGGGAAAUUUAGUUUUUAGGUCCUUUUGGCGUACAGCCGUUUCAAUGCGGGCAAUUACAAAAAUGUAUAAUUGU